Messenger RNA from Strongyloides ratti, 1227 nucleotides. Its product is annotated as FERM domain and FERM, N-terminal domain and Band 4.1 domain-containing protein. Gene Ontology annotation, molecular function: cell adhesion molecule binding; actin binding. Gene Ontology annotation, cellular component: cytoskeleton; filopodium. Bases 1 to 1227 code for a protein of 408 amino acids. The transcript has a single exon. NCBI's taxonomy places the organism in Eukaryota, Metazoa, Nematoda, Chromadorea, Rhabditida, Strongyloididae. Gene Ontology annotation, biological process: regulation of cell shape; positive regulation of protein localization to early endosome; regulation of organelle assembly. The record is from RefSeq and is a predicted model, not a curated record.
AUGUCCUUUCUUUUUGAUGGAUUACAUGUAAAUCAAUUUAACAAUUAUGUUUCAUAUAAUAUAAAGGAUGAAGCAAUAUUAAAAAUUAUUUUUCAAGAUGGUAGUAUACAAAAUAUGAGAUUUAAUAUUAAUAUUAAUGGUGAAAAAUUAAGAAUACUUGUUAUGCGUCAUCUAGGUUUAAUUGAUAAUGAAUAUUUUGGUUUAAUGUACGAAACAAAACAAGGAAGUAAUAAAUGGGCUUGGUUACAAAAGAAAAAAAAAAUAAAGAAAUUUCUAACAAAAGAUUCUUCAGUAUUUACUGUAAAAUUUGGAAUACGUUUUUAUCCACUUGUACCACAUUUGGUUGCUGAAUGGCUUGGAAGAAGAAUUUUAUUCAUAGAUAUUGUUGAAAAUAUUAAAAAAGGUUAUUGGUAUGUUGAAAAUAAGAAUACUUCUUUGGAACUUAUUGCUUUAACAUGUAAAGUCCUUGAUCCCGUAUUAAUUAGAGAUUGUUCAGUUGAUGGGAUAAGAAGAAAUUCAGAAAAAUAUGGGAAAUUAUUGAUGGAAAAAUUUGAUAUAAUGCAUUGUGAUAUUUUAGAAAUAGCGAUGAAUUUUGAUCAUCUUCUUCAGAAAUCUAACAAACGUAAACGUUCAGGAGGUGUUAUAAAUUCAAUUCAAAAUAUCAAUAAAGAUGUAUUAAUUGCUGAAUAUUUAAAAGUAGUUUCAAAAUUACAAUGGUAUGGUUCAUCAAUUUGUAAUAUUAAUCAAAAUAAAAGUACAAAAAAUAAUCAAUAUAUCUAUGCAAAUUACAAAGGAUUAUCUUUUGUUAAUUCUUCUCAAGAAUUACUAGUUUCUGUUCAAUGGAAUAAAAUUAGAAAAAUUGAACGAAAUGUUAAUGCAAUAAAAAUAUAUUAUAUUGAUAAUGACAAUAUAACUAAGAUUACUUUUGAACGAAAUGAUUAUGAAGUUAAAAACUAUUUUUAUGUUUUAAUGUGUUUAAAGAAUCAUGUUGAUGUUUGGAAUAAAAAAAUUAAAGAUGAUGAAAUAGAAUUUUUACAAAAAUUAGCUCAAUUAAAUAAUAAUAAUACAUCAGGAAACAAGAACAAUCGAAGAAAUAUUUCAUUAAGACAAUCAUUAGGUAAUAGUUUUCGUAAUUCCAUAAGAGGUAGAAUUUCAGUAUUUCGUAGACAUUUUAGCUUUAACAAAAAAUCAUCUUCAUCAGAAAGUAUCAAUUUUGUAUGUGUUUAA